This is a messenger RNA of Musa acuminata AAA Group (dessert banana), 940 nucleotides long. RefSeq names its product zinc finger protein ZOP1-like. Lineage: Eukaryota; Viridiplantae; Streptophyta; Magnoliopsida; Zingiberales; Musaceae. Gene Ontology annotation, cellular component: precatalytic spliceosome; nucleus. The record is from RefSeq and is a predicted model, not a curated record. The coding region runs from base 55 to 783 and encodes 242 amino acids. Gene Ontology annotation, molecular function: zinc ion binding; RNA binding. Gene Ontology annotation, biological process: mRNA splicing, via spliceosome. The transcript is spliced from 4 exons.
GAUCGCCAGAGCUCUCCCUUUCUCCUCGAGAACUCGGUCCUGAUCGUUUCCAGCAUGACGGAGUAUUGGGUUAGUCAAGGAAAAAAAUGGUGUGAUUUCUGCAAGUUCUAUAUUGCAAACAACCCUUUGAACAUCAGAACUCAUGAACUUGGUCAGCGCCACAAGGACAAUGUUGCUAAGAGGCUUGCUACUAUGAGAAAGGAGAGCGCUGCCAGGGAGAAGGAACAAAAAGAAGCAGCACGUGCCCUAAAGGAAAUAGAAGCAAAAGCAAAAAAGAGCUACCAGAAUGAUUUGGCUUCUUUCCAGAGAGUUGAUACUAGCGAUGGACUACAAUCUAAUAAGACAAUUACAGAUGAAGCCCAGUGUUCAGCUGCAACUAGAAAUGAAGCUGGAGCUCCAGGGUUGGUUAUCUCAACACCUUUGAACCCCAUGAGAGCUGUUAAGCGUGCACAAUCUUCAGCGACUGUUAAAAGGAGAAAAAGGGAUGAUGAAAAAGCGAAGAUGAUAUCUAAGGAGGAAGCGGAGGCUCUGAAGGCAAUGGAGGCUGCAAGGAAAAGAAUGGAAGAAAGUCAUACUGAAUUUUCUUUUGUGAAGCAAAACCACUUCAUUUAUUGUAUUGAAUGGUAUGUAACCUUGUGCUUGUUUGACUGGGCAUCAAAUGAGAACCACUUCACAGUACAAUCCAUGCCAUGUUAUUUGUUCCUGUCUUGUUCUUAUCAGUCACAUGAAGCUGGCAGUCCAAGAAUUCUGCAUCUCACCACAAUCCGCGGUGCCGCAUUCUAAAUCGCGUUCAUAUGUUCGGACUUUGUUCAAAGCCAGCAUGACGUUGCUACUGUUCCAACCGCUCUCUCUGUCCCCGAGGGAGGUCGUCAAAGAAAUCCGCUGAGCAUUUCAUCAUACAGCUUGCAGGCAGGCACCCCGAAAGAUAACCCUAUCACCC